AUGGCCGUGCCAGGCACACAUGGGUGGACACACAGCCCUGCUUGGGUCACAGCCAUCCCCUCACUGCUUCUGUUGUCCUUUCUUUCAGAGAUCGACCAGGGGAGCUGCGGGGAUCCCGGCAUUCCGGCCUACGGCAGAAGAGAAGGGUCCACAUUUCGCCACGGGGACAGUUUGAAGUUUGAGUGCCAGCCUGCCUUUGAGCUGAAGGGCCAGAAAACAAUUACCUGCCAAAAGAGUAGCCAGUGGUCUGCUCAGAAACCUGUCUGUGUUUUUUCCUGCUUUUUCAACUUCACCACCCCGUCUGGGAUCGUGCUGUCGCCGAAUUACCCUGAAGAGUAUGGAAGCAGCUUGCACUGCGUUUGGUUGAUUAUAGCUAAACCUGAGAGCAGAAUUCAUUUGGCUUUCAAUGAUUUUGACGUGGAGCCUCAGUUUGAUUUCCUAGCCGUGAAGGACGGCGGCACUGCGGAGUCUCCAGUGCUGGGCACCUUCUCAGGAAGCCAAAUCCCCUCCUCGCUGACCAGCAGCGGCCACGUCGCCAGGCUGGAGUUCCAGACUGAUCACUCCAUGGAGAAGAGAGGCUUCAAUAUUACCUUCACCACAUUUAGGCACAACGAGUGCCCGGACCCCGGCGUGCCCGUGAAUGGGAAGCGCUUUGGGGACAGCCUGCAGCUCGGCAGCUCCGUGUCCUUCCUUUGUGAUGAGGGCUUCAUCAGAACCCACGGCUCAGAGACCAUCACCUGCAUCCUGAAGGAAGGGAACGUGGUCUGGAACAACGCCGUGCUCAGAUGUGAAGCUCCGUGCGGGGGCCACCUGACAUCUCCCAGUGGCACCAUCCUGUCCCCUGGCUGGCCUGGCUUCUACAAGGACUCCCUGAGCUGUGCAUGGGUGAUCGAGGCCCAACCAGGCUACCCCAUCAAGAUCACAUUCGACAGGUUUAAGACGGAGGUGAAUUAUGACACCCUGGAGGUGCGAGAUGGCCGGUCCUACUCUUCCCCACUGAUAGGCGUCUAUGAUGGGACUCAGGUGCCCCAGUUCCUCAUCAGUACCAGCAACUACCUUUACCUCCUCUUCACCACUGACAAAAGCCACUCUGACAUUGGCUUUCAGAUCCGAUAUGAAACUGUGAAGCUCCAAUCUGACCACUGCUUGGAUCCUGGGAUCCCCGUCAAUGGGCAGCGCCAUGGGAAUGAUUUCUAUGUGGGAGCACUGGUGACAUUCAGCUGUGACUCGGGCUACACCCUGAGUGACAACGAAGCCCUGGAGUGUGAGCCAAACUUCCAGUGGAGCAGACCACUGCCAAGCUGUGAGGCUCUAUGUGGAGGUUACAUUCGUGGUUCCAGUGGUACUAUCUUAUCCCCAGGCUUUCCUGAUUUUUAUCCAAAUAACUUGAACUGCACGUGGACAAUAGAAACAUCACAUGGAAAAGGCGUGUUCUUCACCUUUCAUACCUUCCACCUGGAGAAUGGCCAUGAUUACCUCCUCAUCACCGAGAACUCCAGCUUUGCACAGCCCCUGAAGCAGCUCACCGGCUCCCGCCUGCCCGCCCCGCUCAGCGCAGGGCUCUUUGGGAACUUCUCUGCACAAAUCCGCUUCAUCUCAGACUUCUCCAUGUCCUACGAGGGCUUCAACAUCACCUUCUCAGAGUACGACUUGGAGCCUUGCGAUGAGCCGGAGGUCCCAGCCUACAGCAUCAGGAAGGGGCUGCAGUUCGGCGUGGGCGACGUCCUCACCUUCUCCUGUUUCCCUGGGUACCGCCUGGAGGGCACAGCACGAAUCACCUGCCUCGGGGGGAGACGGCGUGUGUGGAGUUCGCCUCUGCCAAGGUGUGUUGCUGAAUGUGGUUCGUCUGUAACUGGAACUCAAGGUGUUCUGCUGUCCCCCAACUACCCAAUAAACUACAACAACAACCACGAGUGCAUCUACUCCAUCCAGACACAGCCUGGAAAGGGGAUCCAGCUGAAAGCCAGGACUUUCGAACUGGAAGCAGGAGAUGUCCUCAAGGUCUACGAUGGCAGCAACAGCUCUGCUCGCCUGCUGGGUUCCUUCAGCCGCUCGGAAAUGCUCAGCACCAGCAUCAACAGCACUUCCAGCAGCAUGUGGCUCGAGUUCAUCACCAACAGUGAGAACACCAGCAAAGGCUUUGAGCUGCAGUUUUCCAGUUUUGAACUCAUCAAAUGCGAGGAUCCCGGCAUCCCGCAGUUUGGCUACAAGGUCCACGAUGAGGGGCACUUUGCUGGCAGCUCGGUGUCGUUCAGCUGUGACCCUGGCUAUACCCUGCGGGGCAGCAGAGUGCUGGUCUGUCUGACCGGGGAGCGGAGAGCCUGGGAUCAGCCCCUGCCAACCUGUGUGGCUGAGUGUGGGGGUUCUAUCAAAGGAGAGACGUCAGGACGGAUUCUGUCUCCCGGUUACCCCACACCCUACGAUCAUAACCUGAACUGCAUUUGGUCCAUAGAGGCAGAAGCUGGUUGCACGAUAGGACUCCAUUUCAUGGUUUUCCACACCGAGGAGUUCCACGAUGUGCUGAGGAUCUGGGACGGUCCGGUGGAGAAUGGGAUCCUCCUGAAGGAGAUGAGUGGGUCCAUUCUGCCUGGUGACAUCCACAGUACUUUCAAUUCCGUCAUCCUUCAGUUCAACACUGAUUUCUUCACAAGCAAGCAGGGCUUCGCCAUUCAGUUUUCAGUUUCCACUGCCACUUCCUGCAAUGACCCAGGGAUUCCCCAGAAUGGGAGCCGGAGUGGUGACAGCAAAGAGGCAGGAGACUCCAUCGUCUUCCAGUGUAACCCAGGAUACGCUCUGCAAGGGGAGGCCAAAAUCACUUGUGUGCAGAUUGAGAACAGAUUCUUCUGGCAGCCGGACCCCCCCUCCUGCACAGCUCCCUGCGGAGGGAUCCUGACAGGACCGGCAGGAGUGAUCCUGUCCCCGCAGUACCCAGAGCCCUACCCGCCGGGGAAGGAGUGCGACUGGAAGCUGACCGUCUCUCCUGAUUAUGUCAUUGCCUUGGUAUUUAACAUCUUCAGUUUGGAGCCUGGCUAUGAUUUCCUUCACAUUUACGAUGGACCCGAUUCGCUCAGCCCCCUGAUUGGAAGCUUUUAUGGCUCCCAGCUACCUGAGAGGAUAGAGAGCAGCAGUAACAGCCUCUUCCUGGCCUUCCGGAGCGAUGCAUCUGUCAGCAAUGCUGGAUUUGUCAUCGAAUACACGGAAAAUCCCAGGGAAUCAUGCUUUGAUCCUGGAUCAAUUAAAAAUGGUACACGAGUGGGUACAGACUUGAAACUGGGAUCUACAAUCACCUACUACUGUGAUGGAGGGUAUGAUAUCGAAGGGGUCUCCACGCUAACGUGCAUAAUGGGAGAGGAUGGGAAACCUGCGUGGAACAAACCCCGACCUACCUGUACAGCACCCUGUGGUGGUCAGUACACAGGCUCAGAUGGUGUAGUCCUCUCUCCAAAUUAUCCCCAGAAUUACACCAGUGGACAAGUCUGCUUGUACUUCAUCGUCGUGCCGAAGGACUACGUUGUCUUUGGGCAGUUUGCCUUCUUCCAGACUGCGCUCAAUGACAUCAUUGAGGUUCACGAUGGCCCCAACCAGCACUCCCGGCUGCUCAGCUCCCUCUCAGGCUCUCAUACAGGUGAAUCAUUGCCAUUAGCUACCACCAACCAGAUUCUCAUCAAAUUUAGUUCCAAGGGUCAAUCUACAGCCAAAGGCUUUCAUUUUGUCUACCAAGCGGUUCCUCGCACCAGUGCCACGCAGUGCAGCUCAGUCCCAGAGCCACGCUACGGCCGGCGGUUGGGCAGUGACUUCGCCGUGGGGGCUGUGGUCCGCUUCGAGUGCAGCGCCGGCUACGUACUGCAGGGAUCCCGCAGCAUCGAGUGCCUCACCAUGCCUGGAGCACUGGCGCAGUGGAACGUCUCUGUACCCACCUGUGUGGUGCCAUGUGGUGGAAAUCUGACUGAGCGCAAAGGCACCAUCCUCUCCCCUGGCUUCCCAGAGCCGUACCUGAACAGCCUCAACUGUGUGUGGAAGAUAUCAGUCCCCGAGGGAGCAGGAAUCCAGAUACAGGUGAUCAGUUUUGUCACUGAGCAGAACUGGGAUUCCCUAGAAGUGUUUGAUGGAGGAGAUAACACAGCCACCAUGCUGGGAAGUUUCUCUGGAACUACAGUGCCUGCGUUGCUGAACAGCACUUCAAACCAGCUCUAUCUGCAUUUCUAUUCGGAUAUCAGCGUCUCUGCUGCUGGCUUUCACCUGGAAUACAAAACUGUCGGCCUGUCCAGCUGCCCAGAGCCCCCAGUUCCUGGGAAUGGCCUGAAGGUUGGGGAGCGCUACCUGGUGAACGACGUCGUCUCCUUCCAGUGUGAGCCAGGCUAUGCACUGCAGGGGCACUCUCACAUUUCCUGCAUGCCAGGCACUGUGCGGCGCUGGAACUACCCCCCUCCGCUUUGCAUUGCCCAGUGUGGAGGAACAGCAGAGGAGAUGGAAGGAGUCCUCCUGAGCCCGGGGUUUCCAGGAAACUAUCCCAGCAACCUGGACUGCACGUGGAGGAUAUUGCUGCCAGUGGGAUUUGGCGCUCACAUUCAAUUCCUAAACUUCUCCACUGAGCCAAACCAUGACUUCGUUGAGGUGCGCAACGGGCCGUACGACACCAGCAACGUCAUCGGGCGCUUCAGCGGCACCGAAAUCCCAGGCUCCCUCCUGUCCACAUCUCAUGAAACCACUGUGUACUUCCACAGCGACCAUUCGCAGAACAAGCCAGGCUUCAAGCUGGAGUACCAAGCGUAUGAGCUGCAGGAAUGCCCUGACCCUGAGCCUUUUGCCAACGGUGUUGUACGAGGAGCUGGUUACAACGUUGGCCAGUCCAUCUCUUUUGAGUGUCUGCCUGGGUACCAGCUGAUCGGUCACCCCGUCCUGACGUGUCAGCAUGGAACCAACAGGAACUGGGAUCACCCAUUGCCCAGGUGUGAAGGUAUGGCUUUGGGAUCACCCUAA
Messenger RNA from Meleagris gallopavo (turkey), 4980 nucleotides. The record is from RefSeq and is a predicted model, not a curated record. NCBI's taxonomy places the organism in Eukaryota, Metazoa, Chordata, Aves, Galliformes, Phasianidae.